Messenger RNA from Myotis brandtii (Brandt's bat), 999 nucleotides. Its product is annotated as zinc finger protein 524. The record is from RefSeq and is a predicted model, not a curated record. The annotation marks the transcript as partial. Lineage: Eukaryota; Metazoa; Chordata; Mammalia; Chiroptera; Vespertilionidae. The transcript has a single exon. Gene Ontology annotation, cellular component: nucleus.
CUUUCUGACCUUGUCUCCUGCGCCGCGAACCUUACAUUUGGUGCCAAAACCCAGGAGGUGCAAGCACCCCAUCCGACCGUCCCCCUACAGUCUGGGGUGCCAUCCUCUCCCUUCUCAUGGCUCAGGAUCCCCCGGCUUCUCCACCCCGGUGAGCGUCCCGGAGGGGCCUCCUCCUCCAAUCAGACGCUCAAGGCCUGUCCCCCUCGCAAGCGGGGCCGCCCCCCCAAGUCAGGGCAGGAGCCCCCACUGGCCCAGGGGGUGACAGCCCCAGUGGGCAGCGGCGGAGAUGGCAACGACCUCCUGCUGAUCGAUGAUCAGGGUGUGCCCUAUACCGUCUCAGAAGGGGCCUUGGCUGACGGGCCCGAGGGCUCAGGCCCCAAGAAGACCCCCCACUUCUGCCCGGUGUGCCUGCGGGCCUUCCCCUACCUCUCGGACCUGGAGCGCCAUAGCAUCUCGCACUCUGAGCUGAAGCCACACGAGUGCAAGGAUUGUGGCAAGACCUUCAAGCGGUCCAGCCACCUGCGGCGGCACUGCAACAUCCACACGGGCCUGCGGCCCUUCCGCUGCCAGCUCUGCCCCCGCCGCUUCCGCGAGGCUGGGGAGCUGGCGCACCACCACCGUGUCCACUCCGGGGAGCGCCCCUACCAGUGCCCCAUCUGCCGGAUGCGCUUCACAGAGGCCAACUCGCUCAGGCGCCAUGCCAAACGCAAGCACCCCGAGACCAUGGGGGCCCCCGUGGGUCCCCCAGAACCAGGGCCUGAGCUACCGUGGGACCACGAGGGCAUACUGGCCACAGAAGUGGCCAAGGAAGAGGAGGAGGAGCCGGAGGGAAAAGAGCUGGCCUGACCCACACCCCCGGCCAGGUUUAGGGCUGGGGGUUCAGGUGCUGCGCCUGGGUCGUGUAGCCCAGACACCCUCCUGUCUGGUGGGAUUCUUGUUGUGGGAGGGGAUUUCAGGUGAGGACCGCAACUUCUGGUGGGCCCUGCUGCCUUCUGCCAC